This is a messenger RNA of Cercospora beticola, 2000 nucleotides long. RefSeq lists its product as uncharacterized. Lineage: Eukaryota; Fungi; Ascomycota; Dothideomycetes; Mycosphaerellales; Mycosphaerellaceae. The record is from RefSeq and is a predicted model, not a curated record.
AUAGUCAUUUGAUGCCAGCCAGGCUCGGCGGGUGUCAUUCAAGGGUCAGUACGUCUUCCUGUCUCAAAGUCCACCGCUCUCUUCCUGCUCGCCGAGACGGCAUGCGGCUGCUUUCUUAGCCUCUGCCAGCUUCAAAUUUCUCGCAAGCGCGGCCAUCGUCAUGCUUCGUCUGCAAUUCUUUUCAAACGCCACCCUUCUUCACACUCUCCCCGGUACACGCUGCCCGCCCUUCUCCGUUGCUGGCGCCUGCUCGAGUGCCGCCUUCCUGCCUCAUAUCGCCCGCACGUGCAUUCGAACGGCCGUGCUUUCCUUCUGUCAGGGCAAAGCUUGUGGAUGCCACCUUCUCCACCGUGCAUCGACUGCUUUCCACUUCCAUUGCAAGUUCUAGACUUCUUCUUUACAUCAACCUCUGUGCUCGCUGCCACCACUGCAGACAGCACCUUGCCGCCACCGGCGCCCAUCAAUCGAUAUGCCACGCACCAAGAAGCAGAAGCGCAACAAUUUGAGCUCCGAGCUCGGAAACGGCGACUUCGCCAUUGAUUACAAUGCCAAAGGACGAGCCAUCCGGAAAUGUCGCACCCAGCAGCGAGAAUCGCCUUUUGAAGAUUCUGCCGUGGCCAUCAGCGACAACGAGAGCGACUACGAAGAGGAGACCGUUGGCGAUGUUAUCUCGGUAGCGCCAGCAAAGAAGCGGAAGAGAUCUCCAUCUCCACUUGCAAGACUACCCUCCGACGAUGUCGCCAACUUCUCCGACUCAUCAAUGUCCGAUGCCGAGGAGGAAAGCACCCUACGAACCACUCCUCCAGCAACAGGAACGACUGUUCACCUCACUGUCAACAUCCCGCCUGGCCAUCAAGGUCCUAUCACUUUGAACAUUGACCCGAAGAACUUUGCCUCAUGCCAAAGCGUGUCUGCGUCGCCUUGCAAGCCAGACAGACUUACGCAGACAACGCUAACCCGACUCAACACACGAUCGGUGCCAAAGACGAAGAAGUACGCUGGGUUCCUCGACCUUCCCGCUGAGCUCAGAAACGACAUCUAUCGCCUCAUCUUCGUCACAGAAAACGCAACGAUCAACUUCGCAACACCCGACAAUUUCAGCCGCAGUGCCGCUUUGCUCCGGACUUGCCGCCAAGUCUACGAAGAAGGACGGAGUAUUCUCUAUUCCGAGAAUGCAUUUGCUAUCGAACGUCGCACGCAGCGAUAUGGAUCGUUCUGGGAGCAUGAGUGGCGUGAGCUAGGCUAUCUCAACGUUCGCAAGUUCAUGAAAUCCAUUGGUCCCACGAAUACCGCCCUCAUUCGCAGGAUAAGCUUCAUGCUAGAGGACGCAGUGCCAUGCCUGAACCCUUCGAUGAGAACGAACGAGGAGCGACGAUUCGUCCACGACGACGACCUGAUGUCUGUACUGCGACACCUUGGCAACCAUGCGCAGCUUCAGACGAUCGACCUGCAUUUUCAUGGCCGUCGUCGGGUUGAUCGAACGGACGACAGAUUCCUGGACUACAUGAAGCGACUCAAAGCUGAUGCAGUCCGAUUUGUGGACUGGCCACCUGACAGCAAAUAUCCUCGCAGCUCGAAGCAAGACGAAAGUGUCAAGUCAACGCUACUGGCACACUGCACCAGGAAGAAGAAGAAGUUCGAUAUUUGAUGCACGACUCGUUAUCGAGAUUGAGUUUGGCUGACACACGUUUUCGGGAGAGUUUUGUGAUUGCUUUGCAUUCCAUCACGCAGCACGCAGCGCUGCAUGGCCUCGAAUUUGCUCUGACUUUGGGACGAGAGCUGUACAUUGUGGCACUUUGCUUUCGACAGUUCAGCAGCAUAGCAGGCACAUAUUAUAUGCGCGACAUUGUACACAUGAAGUCGCACUAACCGCCAUUAGCGCAAGACUGGGUUGUAGAGUUUUCGGGAUAGCGUACAUAUAUGUAUAGCGAACUAUGUCCGUGCGUGCUAUAGCCAAUUCUUUUCAGCUGCUGGGUACCCUGCUGUCUGCUGCAUGCGAC